Messenger RNA from Solanum tuberosum (potato), 600 nucleotides. RefSeq names its product glycine-rich cell wall structural protein 2-like. Lineage: Eukaryota; Viridiplantae; Streptophyta; Magnoliopsida; Solanales; Solanaceae. The record is from RefSeq and is a predicted model, not a curated record. The transcript has 3 exons. The coding region runs from base 1 to 600 and encodes 199 amino acids.
AUGAAAAUGUCGACACAAUAUUCAAAGGCAUUUAUUUUUCUAAUUCUUUUGGGAGUAUUUGCAUGUGAUACGUCAGCUAGAAAACUCCAGGGAGAUGCAGUAGCUACAGUCUUUGAGAUUCCUGUUGAAAAUGGCGUAGGAUUUGGUCAAAUUAUAGGAGGAGCUGGUGGCAGUAGUGAAGGUGGCGGUGGCGGCGGCGGCGGUGGUGGAGGUGGUGGUUUUAGUGGUAUAGGUGCAGGAUUUGGAUUUGGCUUCGGUAGUGGCCAGGGAUCAGAAAACGGCGGUAGCGGCGGUGGUGGUGGAGGUGGCGGUGGAGGUGGAGAGAAUGGAGGACAUGGUGCAGGAAUUGGGUUCGGCUACGGUAGUGGACAGGGGUUAGGUUCUGACGGUAGGAGCGGUGGCGGAGGAGGUGGCGGUGGCGGGGAGAAUGGUGGUAAUGGAGGACAUGGGGCAGGAUUUGGCUACGGUAGUGGCCAAGGAUUUGGUUUAGGCGGUAAUGGCGGCAACGGUGGUGGUGGUGGUGGCGGAGGAGGCGGAGAGAAUGGUGGUAAUGGUUAUGGAUUUGGUAUCGGAGAAGGUUUCGGCGGUGGUGGAAUUUGA